Molecule: messenger RNA, 399 nt
Organism: Prunus armeniaca (apricot)
Lineage: Eukaryota; Viridiplantae; Streptophyta; Magnoliopsida; Rosales; Rosaceae
Source: the annotation of a GenBank genome assembly
AUGAUGUGCCUGAAGCCAGAAGAAGAGAAAGGCCCACCUAUAGGAAGCCAUAUCCGGCUUAUAUCGAUCAAAUACCUCUAUCCCCGGGGUUUUAAGGUGCCAAACUUCACCUUAUUCAACGGAGAGGAUCCCCAUGCUUCAUCAGUUGAGCACAUAGGCAGGUUCUCUGUCCAGUGCAUAGCCAUAGAGAAAAUCCUCUUUGAAGUUGAGGCUUUUUGGAAAUUCUCUCUCGGACAAGCUUUUACUUGGUACACCAGUCUACUAGCCAAUUCUGUUCAACUUGGGAGCAGAUGGAAAGUGUUUUCCAUGACUAUUAUUACAGGAUUCAGCCAGAAGUCACCAUCAGUGACCUUGCUGCCCUCAAGCAGGGUGAAGAUGAACUUGCUCAAGACUUCAUAA